Molecule: messenger RNA, 4214 nt
Organism: Brassica rapa (field mustard)
Lineage: Eukaryota; Viridiplantae; Streptophyta; Magnoliopsida; Brassicales; Brassicaceae
Product: pyruvate kinase, cytosolic isozyme
Biological process (GO): glycolytic process
Molecular function (GO): magnesium ion binding; pyruvate kinase activity; potassium ion binding
Source: RefSeq, a predicted model, not a curated record
UUAUGAUGAGUUUAAUUAUUUUAUAAAGACUUUUCCUCAGCUGUUAUUGAUGUUUAAAGGGAUUAUCUGACUAUGUUUCAAGAAUGUUAUUUGUUGAUAAGUACUUUUGGGGGUACUCACUCGAGCAACGAAGCCUUUAAUUAGUUUAAGAUAGCAAACACAUGGAAGUUUUUUGUUAGAAUUUUUUUUUGCUUUCAAAGAUGACAAGGAAUAUUUUCAUAUUGUCUCCUUCAACAAGUUUAGUACAUAUUCUCUCUACACAGUAUAAAAUUACUGGAGGGUCCCAUUUCCUUAACAUUCUUUGAUUAGCACAAAAACAACAUUUGGCCCCUCCAUGCCUGCAUGUGUUUUAUUAUGUUUGUAUCCUUCUAAUCACAAUUAUCUCUCCGGUGCAUGUGUGUGUGUGUUUAUAUGUUCACACAUUAUACAUAGAUAGGAAUGAAACAUGUCUGCAUCUAUUGCUUGGCUACUUUAUUACUCUCUAGCAAAGAUAUAGAGAGGCUCUGUUGCCAAAUGUUAAAGUAGUAUAGGCUAGUACUACUCUAUGCAACUGAGAAUAUAUCCUCCCACAUUAGCUCAAUGAGUGCUACGAUAUGGUCUACAUUGUUCAUAACGAAGAAAAAAAACAAAUAUUAUGUUCCUUGAAUGAUAUCUUUGCAUUUAUUUGAUACCGAACCAAACUUUAUAGGAGAUAUCUCAUGGUUGUGAUUUCUCAAUACACUUUAUUCGGUUAUUGGGGAAGGAAGAACCUAUCAUAACCUUAAGCAUAUUACCAAAACAGUUGAUCCCCAUGUGGGGUGAGAAUAUGCUUUUCAUGUUGUGUGUUGCAAGUCUCUAUAAAAAAAAGUCUACUUGAAUGAAUCUCAUCAAACUCACUCUUCUCAUAAAAAAGUUUGUAUCUAAUUACAGUGCUUUUGUAAAGGUUAUCCAGUGAACUAGUUCCUAACCCUAUCAAAAUUUUCAUAAUUUGUAGACAAUUCUUGAUAUUAUUUCACUUUUAUCGACUGCAAGUCAUAUAUUGAGUUCACGGCAAAAAGUUGAACAAGAAAGAUUUGAGAUUUUGUAACAAUUCUUAUUACACACUCUCUCAGUCACCCUUUUACACAUUGGAAUAGUCACUGUUGAAAGUGAAAAGAAAGAGAGAGUGUGUGUGUUUGUGUGAUAGAGACUAAAUGUUCUUUCUUGUACGUUCAUUUAACAGAUUCUUAAUGAUGCUUUUGAAGCUCUCUGCGUAGGGAGAAUACUUGUACACAUGGGCUACAUUCGCCUGGAAAAAUAAAUAAAUAACCCACGGAAUUGUAUUCUUUUGCUUAUGAAAAAUAAAAUAAAAUAUAGGAAAAUAGAAAGUGGGUUCUCUUCAUGCGAUUCUGCAGAAUGAGAAUCAGAAACUCCGAAGGAAAAUAAAGUGUAAAAAGGUGAGUCGCAUUCUUAAGCCAAGAAUAACCAGAUGAUAAUUAAAAAAACGAAAAAAAAAAAAACUAUUCGAGGUUCGUUUUCUUUCCACUUAUAGCUAGUCUUGUUUCAUUACGUGUUAACAUCAUUGACUAGAAGAAGAUUAGCUUUCAAUUUAAUGUUUUUCGUUUUUUUUCCAUUGCUUGUUCAUCGUGGCUUAUGUCUCGGGUUCAUAUAUAGUCUAAGGAGCUUAAAAAUUUAACCAAGUCAUACAAUGAACCACCUGUAAUUUGCUGUAAUAGUUGUUUCAUCAGCUUGUGCUGCACCUGCAGGUUUAAAAAUCAUAUACAAUUAUACAUCCUCUUGUUUUCCUUGCCAAUGUAGAAAAUAUUUCAACUAGUGAAAGUUAUAGAUGUCUUUGGCAUUUACUAAAUUGAAACAUUAGUGGUCUUGGUAGUUAUAUAUGUUUGAUGUAUAAUAAUUCAUUAAUCCUAGUUAAAUGAUGUUUCCAAAAAAAAAUUCAUAACAAUGUUAUUCACUUAUUGUGUAUCUUACAAGAAAACGACAGAAAAUUUUGCUUCAAUAAUAAGAAACUGUGCGUCUCUAUGAAAUUACUGAUUUAUUGUGCAAAUUUAGUAAAAUUGUCAAAGUUUUUAUCGAUGGUUUGUUCAAUACGCUGCUAAUCAAAAUUGUUAAGUUUUCUCUUUGACGGUUUUGUCUUUUCAUUCUUGAUAUACAAGAACAUCAAUAAAUGUUAAGAAGUAACGUUUCCCUUUUUAAUCUUAAGCAUUAAUUCGAAUGCAAAAUCGAAAAUUCCUAUUUCCAAAAACCAUGUACAGAAAUAACUGUCAUUACUUGAGACACAAGAAUUCAGUUAAAGCGUUUCCUUUUUCCUUCAGUUUCGACUAAAAGUCGAACAUUAUUACCAAAUUAAAACCAUACAUAAAUGGAAAUUGUUUCUCAAUAUUUUCCUUUUUCAUAAUGUGAAAAAGGAUACUAUUUCUCUCCAAGUUCUAAACCAAUUCCUAUAUAAACAAAGAUAGCUGCAAGACACUAAUCACAAAUCAUAAUCUUUCACAAGCUCUCAAUAUCACAGUUUAAAACCCAUUAUUUUCGUAAUUUUCUUUAAAAGUUCACAAUGGAGAAGAUUCUUGACGGAAGAACUAAUGGAGCACUCAAGAAGACCAAGAUCGUGUGUACUCUUGGACCAGUGUCCAGAUCUGUUGAGAUGAUCGAGAAGCUUCUCAAAGCCGGUAUGAACGUAGCUCGUUUCAACUUCUCCCAUGGUACUCACGAGUACCACCAAGGAACUCUCGAUAAUCUAAGAAUCGCCAUGAAGAACACUGGUAUCUUGUGUGCCGUCAUGCUUGACACAAAGGGUCCUGAGAUUAGAACCGGCUUUCUCAAAGAAGGCAAACCGGUUCAGCUAGUUCACGGUCAAGAGAUAACAAUCUCAACUGAUUACACCUUGGAAGGAGAUUCAAACACAAUCUCGAUGAGCUACAAGAAGCUUGCAGAAGAUCUCAAGUCAGAGGACAGGAUUCUUUGUUCCGACGGGACAAUCUCUAUGACUGUCUUGUCCUGUGACAAGGUUAACGGUCUUGUCCGUUGCAGAUGCGAGAACUCAGCAACCCUAGGAGAGAAAAAGAACGUUAAUCUCCCAGGAGUUGUAGUUGAUCUCCCAACACUUACGGAGAAAGAUCAAGAAGAUAUUCUCAAGUGGGGUGUUCCAAACAAGAUCGAUAUCAUCGCUCUUUCCUUUGUUCGUAAAGGAUCUGACCUAGAUCUAGUCAGGGAGUUACUUGGAGAUCACGCAAAGAGUAUCGUGCUUAUGUCAAAGGUUGAGAAUCAAGAAGGAGUGAGGAACUUCGACAAGAUUCUCAAGAACUCUGACGCAUUCAUGGUGGCUAGAGGCGAUCUAGGUAUGGAGAUUCCGAUCGAGAGGAUCUUCCAAGCUCAGAAGAUGAUGAUCGAGAGAGCUAACGCUGUCGGGAAACCAGUCGUGACAGCCACACAGAUGCUUGAGUCUAUGACUAAAUCUCCUCUUCCGACAAGAGCCGAGGCUACAGACGUGGCCAACGCUGUCCUCGACGGAACGGACUGCGUCAUGCUUAGCGGAGAAACCGCCGCCGGAGCCCACCCUGAAGCCGCCGUGAAAAUCAUGGCGAGAAUCUGUAAGGUGGCGGAGGAAACCCUUGACUACGAUGCCGUGCAUAAGAAGAUUCAAGAAGCUGUGCCCUUGCCGCUGUCUACAGUGGAAGACCUAGCCGCUUCAGCCGUCUCCAAGGCGAUGAGUCAUGGAGCCAAGGCGAUUGUGGUUCUCACCAAGGGAGGAUACACGGCGGGGCUUGUGGCGAAGCACAGGUCAAGCGUUCCGAUUCUGUCGGUGGCUGUUUCGGAUGAUUUGGAGUCGAGGUGCUCUCUUUCGGUGGCGAAACGUGGUUUGAUUUACCGUGGAAUCAUUCCGGUGGUUGCGAACAGUGGUUCGGCGGAGGAGGCGACGAGAUUCGCGGUUGAGUUCGCCAAGGAGAAGGGAAUCUGUAAGGUUGGAGACUCUCUUGUCUUGGUGCAUUACAUUGAUGGUUCCUCUGUUAUCAAGACUCUGCUUGUGGACUAGACUGGUCUUUUCUUAGGACAUGGGGUCAGUUUUGAAGUUUUGUGGGGUCACAAUUAGUGUCGGAGAAAUUUAGUUUUAGCCUCUUUUUAUCGCAUUAUUAAAGGUUUUUGACAUUUUCUAAAGUUACGUGCAUGGAACAUUAAACGCAUACGUGCUUGUCUUCUUAGAUAUUAUAUAUGGGCUUAUGUUUGGGCCUUUUAUGCUA